Molecule: messenger RNA, 894 nt
Organism: Struthio camelus australis
Lineage: Eukaryota; Metazoa; Chordata; Aves; Struthioniformes; Struthionidae
Source: RefSeq, a predicted model, not a curated record
ACGCCAAAUCCCUGCUCUUUCCCAGAAAGUCCCGUUCGAGCUGCCGCUGCAGGCGGGCCUCAUGCCGCGGAUGCUCAUAACCGUCACGGGGACGACGAACGCAAAACCAAACAGAUUUUCCCUGGAUUUCAAGCGAGGGCACGAUAUUGCCUUCCACUUUAAUCCCCGCUUCAACGAGGAUAACAGAAAAGUCAUCGUCUGUAAUUCAAUGUUGCAGAACAACUGGGGAAAGGAGGAGAGAACGGCACCUAGGUUUCCCUUUGAAGCUGGAAAACCCUUCAAGCUCCAGAUCCUUUGUGAGGUGGAUCACUUCAAGGUAGCAGUCAAUGAUGCUCACUUGCUGCAGUACAACUACCGGGAGAAGAGACUGAAUGAAAUCACCAGACUCUGCAUUGCUGGGGACAUCUCUCUCACCAGCGUUAUGCCUACCAUGAUAUAACUAAGGCUGUAAUUACCAUAUGGAUAUCGAUACUCCACACUGAGGGAUUUUGUGGGAAACUGUCCAGUGCUGGUUUCAACAUCUUGAUUUAAACAUUGCAACAGAGAUUCCAGAUGAGAGUCUUAGUGAUGGAGCAUUUAGUUCAUUUCUUACAUGACAGUUUGGCAUGAUUUACAUGCAGUCUUUAACUAUUCCAAACAGACAACCACACAGCAGAAUGCAGUGUGCUAAGACAUUUUAGAACAAGCUGAUAUAUUUCUACAUCACAAAAGAGUGCCUGAGAUGCAAGCAAGAUCCUAAAGAUAGAGCUGUCUCAGUAUAUCAUCUGAUAACGAGUUUAACUGCAGCACAAACAUCCAUAUGUUGUUUCCAGUGCUUACUAGCUAGCACUAGCCAGGGCAUGGUCUUUACAGCACACUAUGCUGAGCAGUUACUUAUCAAGACAGAGCUCGACA